Molecule: messenger RNA, 1292 nt
Organism: Malaclemys terrapin pileata
Lineage: Eukaryota; Metazoa; Chordata; Testudines; Emydidae
Gene: TBC1D7
Product: TBC1 domain family member 7
Exons: 9
Coding region: 248-1129 (293 amino acids)
Biological process (GO): activation of GTPase activity; negative regulation of TOR signaling
Molecular function (GO): GTPase activator activity
Source: RefSeq, a predicted model, not a curated record
GUGACCCCUCCCCCACUUUCCCAAAUACAUGCUAGAAGAUAUUCCUUUGUAAUUGUGGAUGUUUGCAGAAAACUUACAAAAUAUCAGCUGUGUGUAUGGACCAACACGGUUGAAGUGUCACUUUUUGCUUCUCCAGAAUAUCCGCAUCUACCAUGGUUGGUUUGAAUUCGGUUCAGAGUUGACCAAGAUGACUGGGGAAGUUCAGACCCAGGAACCUUCUGCGUGGGAUCUGGCACAAGAAUAAAACAUGGCUGAGGAUUCUCAGAGAAAUUUCCGCUCUGUCUACUAUGAAAAAGUGGGAUUUCGUGGUGUUGAAGAAAAGAAAUCAUUGGAAAUCCUACUGAAAGAUGAUCGAUUGGAUAUUGAGAAGCUUUGCACAUUUAGUCAAAGAUUUCCUCUCCCAUCCAUGUAUCGUAUCCUGGUGUGGAAGGUGCUUUUAGGAAUUAUUCCUCCUCACCAUGAAUCUCAUGCUCUGGUGAUGAAGUACCGAACAGAACAAUAUAGGGAUGUGUAUCAUGCCCUCCAAGUAAUUCGGUUUAUCAAGGAUUCUACCCCACAGGUUGAAGUUUUCCUUCGCAUGCAUCAAUUAGAGUCAGGAAGGUUGCCUCGAAAUCUGGCUUUUCCUCUGGAACCAGAAGAUGAAGUGUUUCUUGCCAUAGCUAAAGCCAUGGAGGAAGUGGUGGAGGAUAAUAUCGACUGCUACUGGCUUGUCAGUAGUUUUGUGAAUCAGUUAAACAACAAAUACAAAGAUUCGUUACCACAGCUGCCAAAAGUUCUUGAACAGUAUUUGAAUGUUGAAGAUAACAGACUCCUGGCACAUCUGAAGGCCUGCUCUGCAGUGAGCAAACUUCCUUACAAUCUUUGGUUUAAGAAGUGUUUUGCAGGGUGUUUACCUGAAUCCAGUUUACAGAGGGUUUGGGACAAAGUUAUUAGUGGAUCCUGCAAGAUUCUUGUUUUUGUUGCUCUGGAGAUUUUAUUAACCUUUAAAAUGAAGAUAAUGGCCCUGACUAACGCAGAGAAGAUCACACAGUUUCUGGAAAAUAUUCCUCAAGAUAACACUGACGCAAUAGUGAGCAAAGCUAUUGAUUUGUGGCACAAACAUUGUGGGACACCGGUACAUUUGGUAUGAGAACUUGCUGCAGUCCUCACGGUUUGGAAGGACAUACCUUCUGAUUGUCCUUCCCUAGAUUAGUAUCUGUAGACAUUAAAUUGUUUCACAUUUUUGCUGUAAAUAUCACACUGAUUAAUUUGUAAAUUGUUGCAGUAAAAAUAAAGACUGAGUUGUGCUGUGA